Cornus florida is the source of this 2217-nucleotide messenger RNA. RefSeq names its product probable transcription factor KAN2. The record is from RefSeq and is a predicted model, not a curated record. Lineage: Eukaryota; Viridiplantae; Streptophyta; Magnoliopsida; Cornales; Cornaceae. Gene Ontology annotation, molecular function: transcription cis-regulatory region binding. The transcript has 6 exons. The coding region runs from base 734 to 1789 and encodes 351 amino acids. Gene Ontology annotation, biological process: abaxial cell fate specification; regulation of DNA-templated transcription. Gene Ontology annotation, cellular component: nucleus.
AUCACUUGGAAUAAAAAUUUUUUAGUUUCAAAAAACCGAAAUAAAAAAUUAUAAAUAAAAAAAUCUGCUUACUUCAGUUUUGUAAAAACUAAAUUAGUUAUAAAAUAAAAAAUAUAUAUAUUUUCUCAUCCUUGUCUCUUAUAGUUAUCUGUAAAUAGUUGCAAAAAAAAAUCCCUAAAAUUUCCAUCUCUUUUUUUUUAGAAUGGUAAAAUUUCCUUUCUUUCCUAAAAAAAAAAAAAAAAAAUUCAAAUCAAGAAAGAAAAAAGGAAUCAAACUCUAAAAAUUAAUCAACACUCUUUUUUAUUUAUUUAUUUUAUUUAUUUUUCUUUUGUAACCUUUUCCUGAUUUGUUUUUACCUUCUCACUCUACCCCCACGUCCACAAAUUAUGCACUCUGUGUGUGUCCCCCCUUCUGUAGCUCCUCAAGUGUCAUUUUCUCACAUAUACUUCACACAAGAGAUACAACCAUUCACUUCAUACCUUGUCAUUUCCUCUCUCUCUCUCUCUCUCAAAUCUCUGCAACCACUCCCUCGACUGAUCAUCAAAUGAAGGGAAAACCCAUAAAUCUCUCACCGAAGAAUUCAAAACUCAGACCAUCAAAACUCCCCAACAAGAAGGCUUUUCUCUGAUCCUUGAUAAAUCGUAGUACCUACUAUUAAUCAACCAAAUAAGUACAAGAAAAACCUAGAAGAAGAAGAAGAAGAAUAGAGGGCUUGUUCGGUUGGAGAAUUAAUAUGGAGCUUUUCCCAGCACAACCAGACCUAUCUCUACAAAUCAGCCCUCCAAACACCAAACCCACAUCAGGUUGGAGCAGAACAGAAGGAGAGAUGGAUUCGGUUUCUUGGAACUCCAGAAACUCCAUCUCUUCAAUGCCCGAACCCGAUUCUUAUCCGACAAAUCCGAGAUCUUUCAAUCCAAGCUCCAACCAUUUUCACCUCCUUCACAAUGACACCACCAAUCUUAACCUUAUCCACUACCAACAUCAACAUCAUCAACAACAAAAAGAACAUCAUCGUCAAGGGCUUAUUAGUCCAGAGCUCGCUUUCUUGAGACCCAUCAAAGGAAUUCCAGUUUACCAAAACCCUCCACUACCCUUCACAUUUUCUCAUCAACAGCCUAAAGACACAACUACUUUAUCAUCUUCUUCCUCUGCUGCUGCUACUCACUUCCACUACUCCCAAGGGUUAAUGAGAUCAAGGAUUUUGCCACGGUUUCCGGCCAAACGGAGCAUGAGAGCGCCUCGGAUGCGGUGGACUACUACCCUCCAUGCUCGCUUUGUUCAUGCCGUUGAGCUCUUGGGUGGCCAUGAAAGAGCGACACCCAAGUCGGUUCUUGAGCUCAUGGAUGUGAAAGAUCUCACCUUGGCACAUGUUAAGUCCCAUUUACAGAUGUAUCGGACGGUAAAAACCACUGAUCAUAGAGCUGCAGCUUCUCCUGGACAAUCAGACGUUUUUGAUAAUGGGUCAUCCGGAGAUAAUUCUGAGGAUUCAAUGUUUGAUAUUGAGAACCCUAGAAGGCCUGAGCUACCAAUUCAACAUGGAAGCAGAUCAAAUGUGCCUCAAGACAAUGUCUCUCAUGGCCUUUUGAGCAACCCUUCAAGCAGGGAGGCUUGGUUCCAUGACCAUCCCAAUAAACCAAGGGAUUUUCAAGGACACUUACCAUCUUUUGAGAAAGACAUGGAACAAAAGUGCCUAAGCUAUGAGAGAAUAUCAGAUAUAAGCUCACCAAAAUGUUCAGGGAUAAGCCCAAAGAAGCCCAAUUUGGAGUUCACCUUGGGAAGGUCACAGUAAUAUCUCAAAAGGGUACUACUUACUCAUUUUGAAAUCAUUAUAUAUAUAUAUAUAUAUAAGAAGGGAUGCUGGUGAAGAGAAUCAGGUACCCCACUGGGAAAAUCAAAGAGAAAAGAAAAGUGUGUAAGAAAAGAAAGGAGAAAAAGAAAAGAGAGAACUAAAGAAAGACAAGGAGGACAAGAAAGAAAGAAAGCAACAAAAGGGAGAAUGGUGGAAAAAAGAAUGUCCUAUCUAUCUAUCAAACUGUGAGAUUUUAGUAUGAAAUCCAAUUGAUUUUGUAUGUUCUGCACCUAGAGAGAGAGAGAGAAAGAGAGAGAGAGUCUUUACUCUUUAGGCUUUAUCCAUCUUAAAGUAUGAAGUGAUCCUUGGUAAUUGUAAUAGGGGCACUUACAUUUAACAAAGGAAUAGUAUAUCUUUUCCCAAACAAA